ACCAAGAAGAAGAAGAAGGGAAACAGUUCAGAGAAGAUGGCGGCCUCCGUGAAGAAGGCAGCGCACGACAUCAACAGUCGUCAGCGGACUGAAGACGUCCUUCUGUCGGACAACAUUGACUUCGCUUCUCUGCUGCUUUCUGCCGCGGUGCUGGACGGACUGUCCGCCGCGGGAUUCAACAAACCGUCGCCGAUACAACUGAAGGCGAUCCCGCUGGGCCGCUGUGGCCUCGAUUUGAUCGUGCAGGCGAAGUCUGGUACGGGAAAGACGUGCGUGUUCAGCACCAUCGCCCUGGACUCCCUGGUCCUGGAGAAUCCUGCCACUCAGGUUCUCGUGUUGGCUCCCACGCGUGAGAUCGCGGUGCAGAUCCACUCAGUUGUCAUGGCGAUCGGCUGCUCCAUGGAGGGUCUGCAGUGUCACGUGUUUAUUGGAGGUCGACCUGUGAGUCAGGACAAACCUCACCUGAAGAGGUGUCACAUCGCCGUGGGUUCACCUGGUCGUAUUAAGCAGCUCAUAGAGUUGGGGAUGUUGUCGACCAGCAGCAUCAGACUGUUUGUUCUGGACGAGGCCGACAAGCUGCUGGAGGAGGGAAGUUUCCAGGAGCAGAUCAACUCCAUCUUCUCUUCUCUGCCUGUGAACAAACAGAUGCUGGCGCUCUCUGCCACUUACCCAGAAUCCCUUGCACAGUACCUAACGCGCUACAUGAGAGAGCCGACCUUUGUGAGACUGAACCCCGGUGACCUCGGCCUCAGAGGUGUGAAGCAGUACUACAGGCUGGUGCAGUGUAAUGCGUCGCCUCACAGAGUGUUUGAGGAGAAGGUUCAGCAUCUUCUGGAACUGUUCAGCAAAAUCCCCUUUAACCAAGCACUGGUGUUUUCUAACCUACACACACGAGCUCAGCAGCUGGCAGACAUCUUGUCCUCUAAAGGUUUACCUGCUGCUUGUAUUUCAGGUGGACUGAGUCAGGACCAGAGACUGGAGGCCAUGUCUAAACUGAAGCAGUAUCAGUGCAGAGUCCUCAUCUCCACUGACCUGACGUCCAGAGGCAUCGACGCAGACAAAGUGAACCUGGUGAUAAACUUGGACGUUCCUCAGGACUGGGAAACCUACAUGCACAGGAUUGGACGAGCGGGACGCUUCGGUACUCAGGGUUUGGCCGUGACCUACUGUUGCCAUGGCGAAGAGGAGAACAAGAUGAUGGCCAUAGCUCAGAAGUGUGGCCUUAAUCUGUCUGUGUUACCAUCGGUGAUGGAGGCGGGGCUGAUGGAUGAACCAUGUGACUGGGACGUCUGCACUCAAGCUUCCACUCCAGCCUCCUUUUCUAAGGUCAGGACAGAGAAGAAGAAGCAGACGAAGCUUCCUGCUGCUGCUGCUGCUGUUUCAGCCUCUGAAGUCACAGUGGAACAAAGACCGCGCACUCUGAGGAGAGGAGCACACGGGGAAGGAGACGCUAAAAACAAGUCUGUUAGUCCAACUCAGGCGGCGUUGACUCGACAACAGCUGCAGGACGCUUUACCAAAGAUCUCUGCUCUCAGCUCCUUCAAGAGUCGCACGUCAACACUCAUGACCUUUGAGGAAGCAGAGAGGGAUUUCCAGACCUUCAUCACCACAGGUUUGGGGAGGUCGGUGGAGAUCGUCAGGGAGUUCAGAGGUCGAGACGACGACGGCAACGAAGAACGGCACUCGGAGUACGUCACGCUUCACGACGACGGCUCACAAACUGUGACGCAACCUCCUCCAGUUUCUGCUCCCUCCAGCUCUGAGGAGGAGGAGAUAACGGCAGAUUUAAAUCACACUGGAGGAGAGAAUGGAGCAACGACGCAACUUCCCGAACCCAAAACGAGUCCCAAGUCUGGACCAGAGAUCCAUCAUCCAUCUUCAUCUCAGAGCCAGAGACGAGAACCUGAACCGAGCGUCAGAACAAAGACCAGAAACAACCAGGAGAGAAGAAACGAGCCGAGGAAGAGCAAAGAGGAGAGCGAGAGACGCCAGUUCUCAGAGAAGACGAGUAGAAAACCAAAGAGGGACAGAGAUGAUGAGGAGGAGGAGGAGGAAGAAGAAGAAGAAGACGAAGAAGAAGAAGAAGAGUGGAGCGCUGAAGGUUACUGGAGAGCCUGUUACCGAGCGUGGAGCGACUACUAUGCGUCCAUGUCUCCUUUCCAACAGCGAGGUCAUCACAGCUACUACAGCGGCGCUCACAGCUGGAUGGCAGCGUAUCGAAUGAACUCCGUGUACGUGGAAGAACUCAUGAAGCACUGACUGCACUCUAAUCUGCACAUAAUCCAGAAUAUUCCAUCAUGUUCCUGUUUACUUUCUGUGUAAAGACUUUAAUGUGAACUGGUUCUCUAUAAUCUGACAGAUAAGUUUUUGUGGAUCCACUGCUGCGUCCAUCGUUUCCUGCUUUUUAUUAAAAAGCAUUUGUUUUCAUUUGUUGUCUUUUGUGGCACAAACUCCUGUACGGCAGCAGCUGUUUCCUCUGAUUUAAAAUCCAGUGAUUUUCUCCAGACUUUGGUGCAGGAGAGUGAGUUUCACAUUAACUUCAGUUUCAUGAAAGUAUUUGUUUUCAUGUCUAAAAUCACUAAAGUUUCACUGUGUUCAUCUGUAAAUAACACAGAUUAUGUCAUUUCUAGAAACUGAAAAGAUCAUCGAUGUAAACUCUGAAAAUGUACCAAUAAUAAUGAAGCAGGACUUUACAGGUGUUUGUUUUUUUAUGCCUUUGUGAAUAAAUAAGCAUGAAUCAUG
Solea solea (common sole) is the source of this 2742-nucleotide messenger RNA. RefSeq names its product DEAD (Asp-Glu-Ala-Asp) box polypeptide 20 (gene ddx20). Lineage: Eukaryota; Metazoa; Chordata; Actinopteri; Pleuronectiformes; Soleidae. Gene Ontology annotation, biological process: spliceosomal snRNP assembly. Gene Ontology annotation, molecular function: RNA helicase activity; ATP binding; RNA binding. The coding region runs from base 37 to 2259 and encodes 740 amino acids. Gene Ontology annotation, cellular component: SMN complex. The transcript has 11 exons. The record is from RefSeq and is a predicted model, not a curated record.